Molecule: messenger RNA, 748 nt
Organism: Tripterygium wilfordii
Lineage: Eukaryota; Viridiplantae; Streptophyta; Magnoliopsida; Celastrales; Celastraceae
Product: histone H2A-like
Exons: 2
Coding region: 119-568 (149 amino acids)
Cellular component (GO): nucleosome
Molecular function (GO): DNA binding; protein heterodimerization activity; structural constituent of chromatin
Source: RefSeq, a predicted model, not a curated record
UCGCCAUAGAACCAUCCCGUGCCUGAAUUCUUGAUUUUCUGUUUCGCCAACAGCCAAACCGUUUCAUUUCUUCUGCCUUCAAGAGAGUUUGUUUUUAUUCGGGUCGUGUAUUUGAGCUAUGGACGCCGGAGGAAAGACAAAGAAGGGAGCCGGAGGGAGGAAAGGUGGAGGUCCCAAGAGCAAGCCAGUUUCUCGGUCGGUGAAGGCCGGUCUUCAGUUUCCGGUUGGAAGAAUUGGUCGUUACUUGAAGAAGGGGAGGUACUCUCAGCGUGUCGGUUCCGGAGCUCCGGUGUACUUGGCUGCAGUCCUCGAGUACUUAGCUGCUGAAGUGUUGGAGCUGGCUGGAAAUGCUGCCCGUGACAACAAGAAGAAUAGAAUUAUCCCAAGGCAUCUAUUACUGGCUGUGAGGAAUGAUGAGGAGCUUGGGAAGCUUCUUUCUGGAGUCACCAUUGCUCAUGGAGGUGUCCUUCCCAACAUCAACCCUGUUCUUUUACCCAAGAAGACUGACAAGGCCUCCAAAGAGCCCAAGUCACCUUCCAAAGCUACCAAGUCCCCCAAGAAGGCCUAAUUUCUGACACCCAUUGUAGCUUGUUCUGAUGUAUGUAGUCUGGUUUUAGGAUUAAAUGUCCAUCUUAUCUUUAUUUGUAGGAAUUAAAUGUGAACUUACUGAAAAUACUUUUUGAACUUUUGGAUCUAUUUUGGGGAUUACUGUCAAAGGCAAUCUAUGAAACAGCUUGUUUUUUGUUCA